Molecule: messenger RNA, 3439 nt
Organism: Xenopus tropicalis (tropical clawed frog)
Lineage: Eukaryota; Metazoa; Chordata; Amphibia; Anura; Pipidae
Gene: grid1
Product: glutamate receptor, ionotropic, delta 1
Biological process (GO): monoatomic ion transmembrane transport; ionotropic glutamate receptor signaling pathway; regulation of synapse assembly
Cellular component (GO): membrane; postsynaptic density membrane; postsynaptic membrane
Molecular function (GO): ligand-gated monoatomic ion channel activity; monoatomic ion channel activity; signaling receptor activity
Source: RefSeq, marked provisional
GACACACACAGUGUUGGAGAGAGCUGCAAGUCUAUGCUUUUCCCUGGCUAUAAUAAUUUAAUACAUUCUGCAACAUACAGGAUUUACCUUGUGUUCCACUUAUUAUUUUAUCUCUAUUGUUUGCUAUCACUGGAGAGAUUUUUCAUCUUUUAUACCUCUGUGCUACUAACAAAUCCGAGCUGAUGUGCUGUCUGCAAGGCUGGAAAUGGAAAUGUUGAUGCUCUGUCUAUUCCCCUGGAUAUUUCAGUGCCUUUCAGUGCGAGCGGACUCCAUCAUUCACAUUGGUGCAAUAUUUGAAGAAAAUGCUGUCAAGGACGAUGAAGUUUUCCAGCUGGCAGUGUCAGAUUUAAGCCUGAAUGACGACAUAUUACAGAGUGAAAAGAUUACCUACUCCAUCAAGUUUAUAGAAGCCAAUAACCCCUUCCAAGCAGUUCAAGAAGCUUGUGACCUGAUGACCCAGGGGAUCUUAGCCUUAGUAACAUCUACUGGUUGUGCCUCAGCAAAUGCUCUUCAGUCGCUGACAGACGCCAUGCAUAUACCACACAUAUUUGUACAACGCAACUCUGGGGGAUCUCCGCGUACAGUCUGUCAGUUUAACCCUAGCCCAGAAGGAGAAGAGUACACAUUGGCUGCUAGGCCGCCUGUUCGUCUCAAUGACGUCAUGCUGAAACUUGUUACUGAACUUCGAUGGCAAAAGUUUAUUGUUUUUUAUGACAGCGACUAUGAUAUACGUGGGCUACAGGGUUUUUUGGAUCAGGCAUCAAGGUUGGGACUUGACGUUUCCUUGCAAAAAGUGGACAGAAAUAUCAGCAGAGUUUUUGCCACCCUUUUCACUUCCAUGAAGACAGAGGAACUUAAUCGAUAUCGAGACACAUUAAGGAGGGCCAUUUUACUUCUAAGUCCAAGAGGUGCUCAGAGCUUCAUUAGUGAGGCUGUGGAGACCAAUCUUGCUUCCAAAGACAGUCACUGGGUCUAUGUGAAUGAGGAAAUCAAUGAUGCAGAAAUCGUGGAGCUUGUACACAGUGCACUUGGAAGAAUUACAGUUAUAAGACAGAUUUUCCCUUCAUUAAAAGACAACAAUAUCAGAUGUGUGAGGAAUAACCAUAGGAUUGCUUCACUCCCCUGUGAUCCACAAGAGGGAUAUCUACAAAUGUUACAGGUUUCCAAUCUGUAUCUGUAUGACAGUGUGCUUAUGUUGGCGAAUGCUUUCCACAGAAAAUUGGAAGACAGAAAAUGGCAUAGUAUGGCAAGUCUAAACUGUAUGAGGAAAUCGACAAAGCCAUGGAAUGGUGGCAGAUCCAUGCUGGAUACUAUAAAAAAGGGUCGUAUUACAGGAUUAACUGGAAUUAUGGAGUUUAAGGAAGCGGGAGCCAACCCUCAUGUCCAAUUUGAAAUUCUUGGAACGAGUUACAGUGAAACAUUUGGCAAAGACGUGCGAAGGUUGGCAACCUGGGACUCCAUGAAAGGAUUUAAUGGAAGUCUGCAAGAAAAGCCUUUAAAUAAUGACCUGCAGGGAUUAACUCUGAAAGUGGUGACUGUUUUGGAAGAACCUUUUGUUAUGGUUGCAGAAAAUAUUCUUGGUCAACCCAAAAGAUACAAAGGGUUUUCCAUAGAGAUAUUGGAUGAGCUUUCUAAUAGACUGGGAUUCAAAUAUGAAAUUUACCAAGCACCCGAUGGCAAAUAUGGGCAUCAGCUUUCCAAUGGCUCUUGGAAUGGUAUGAUAGGAGAGCUUAUUAACAAGAGGGCAGACAUUGCAAUAUCCGCAAUAACUAUAACACCAGAGCGGGAAAAUGUUGUGGACUUCACCAAGCGUUACUUGGAUUAUUCAGUAGGAAUUCUUAUAAAAAAGCCAGAAGAAAGAAUAAACAUCUUCUCCCUCUUUGCUCCUUUUGACUUUGCUGUGUGGGCCUGCAUUGCUGCUGUUAUUCCUGUGGUUGGGGUCCUAAUAUUUGUCUUGAAUCGUAUUCAGGCAGUAAGAGCACAGAAUUCUUCUCAAACAAGUCAGUCAACAUCUUCAACUCUGCACAGUGCCAUUUGGAUUGUAUACGGUGCUUUUGUCCAACAAGGUGGAGAGUCUGCUGCUAACUCUGUAGCAAUGCGAAUUGUGAUGGGGAGUUGGUGGCUUUUCACCCUUAUUGUCUGUUCCUCCUAUACGGCAAACCUGGCAGCCUUCUUGACUGUAUCAAGAAUGGACAAUCCAAUAAGGACUUUUCAAGACUUGGCCAAACAAGUGGACCUCCCUUAUGGUACUGUUAAGGAUUCAUCAGUGUAUGAAUAUUUUAAAUCAAAAGGAACAAACACUUUGGUGCAAGACCGAACCUUUGCUGAAUUAUGGAGAACAAUUGGCAAAAACAAUGGAAGUGACAACUGUGUAUCAAGCCCAUCAGAGGGUAUUAGAAAGGCAAAACGGGGAAACUAUGCUUUCUUGUGGGAUGUAACAGUAGUGGAAUAUGCAGCUCUCACAGAUGAUGAAUGUUCAGUGGCUGUUACUGGGAAUACUAUUAGUAGUAAAGGCUAUGGUAUAGCUCUUCAACAUGGCAGCCCUUAUAGAGACAUUUUUUCACAAAGGAUCCUUGAAUUCCAGGACAGUGGUCGUCUAGAUGUCUUAAAAGAAAAGUGGUGGCCACGGACAGGAAGAUGUGAUCUAAAUAGCCACAAUAAUGCACAAAAUGAUGGCAAGGCUUUGAAACUACACAGUUUUGCUGGAGUAUUCUGCAUCCUGGCAAUAGGCCUGCUGCUUGCUUGUCUUGUUGCGGCAUUGGAAUUAUGGUGGAACAGCAAUCGGUGUCGGCAGGAUUCGCCAAAAGAGGAUAAAGAAGUCAACUUAGAGCAAGUACACAGACGUUUGAACAGCUUAAUUGAUGAAGACAUGGCUCAUAAGCAAAUAUCAACAGCAUCGAUUGAAAUAUCUGCAUUAGAGAUUGGGGGAAUGCCAAGUCAAACCUUGGAACCUCUACGGGAAUACCAGAGUACUCAACUUUCAGUCACUACAUUUUUACCUGAGCAAACAGGUCACAGUGGUGGAAGGACACUUACAUCUAUACCAAGUAGUAACUUACCCUUGCCCCUUAGCAGCUCAGCUACGAUGCCCUCAAUGCAAUGUAAACACAGAUCACCAAAUGGAGGACUAUUUCGUCAAAGCCCUGUGAAAACACCAAUGCCACUCUCAUUUCAGUCCAUGCCAGGGGGGCCCAUUCCAGAAGCCAUUGAGACUUCUCAUGGAACAUCUAUAUAAUUCAAAAAAAUUACCUGCAAAGAUUUUUAAUACAAAAAAACUCUUACAUUUUUCCUGUACAUAUCUGUAAAUAACAAAAAUGAAGUGGGUUAAAAAGUGUAUUUUGAAUAUUCCCUUUUUUGAAGUCAGUAAAACAAAGAAAAAAAUGUAUGAAUGGCUUUGUAAAUUUUGUUCUUUAUGAAUAAAAUAGCAAAUUACUUGUGA